Messenger RNA from Scheffersomyces amazonensis, 1263 nucleotides. RefSeq lists its product as uncharacterized. The record is from RefSeq and is a predicted model, not a curated record. NCBI's taxonomy places the organism in Eukaryota, Fungi, Ascomycota, Pichiomycetes, Serinales, Debaryomycetaceae. Bases 52 to 1125 code for a protein of 357 amino acids. Gene Ontology annotation, cellular component: THO complex part of transcription export complex. The transcript has a single exon. Gene Ontology annotation, molecular function: protein binding. Gene Ontology annotation, biological process: mRNA export from nucleus.
UAUUUAGUGAGCAAUUAAAGUACUGAGUAAUUAGUUAACAAUUAGUGAAUAAUGGCAAGUAAUAACUCUAGAAAUAAUAAGACUUUCUUUAAGAACUUUACUCCAUUAUCAGUUAAGGAUGCUCCCUUGCCUGGACAUUCAUUAUCAUCAUCAGAGAUUAUUAUAAUCUCUAUAAAUGCUACUGGUACGAAAUUAGUUACUUCAAGAACUGAUAAAACUAUAAGAAUAUGGAGAUGUUAUCCGGAUAAGAUUGAUGAUGCACUUGUGAUAGAAGAUGCCCAUGCUAAGGCAGUAGAAAGUAUAAGUUGGGAACCUAAUACUGAGCAUUCAUUUGCUUCAGUUGGUAGAGAUGAAUAUGUAAAAAUAUGGAAUGCACAUACAGCACAAUUAGAGAGACAAUUCCGAGUAUUUAAGGGAGAUUCUAAUGAACCAACAUCUUUAAAGACUGUACGAUAUUCUAGUGAUGGAUUAAUAUUAAUUACUGUUGAUCGAGAGUCUAUAGUAUCAUUCUUUUCAGUAGAACAUAAUUAUAAGAAAAUUUAUGAAUUAACAAGUAUAACUGAACCUAUUUAUGAUGUUCAAUGGUUUCAUUAUAAUCAUUCAUUUUUCAUACUUGCAUUACAUAAUGGUAAUAUACCAAUUUAUAAAUUAACUACUAAUGAAAAAGAUGGAAUAACUGCUCAAGUUGAAUUUAAAACAGAAUUUACUGGUCAUAGAUCAUCAGCUACUGGGAUAGUUAUUGAUCCAAGAGGUACAUAUUUUGCAGUUGGAUCAGGUGAAGGAGUUGUUAGUAUAUGGGAUACUCAAACUAUGUUACAUACUAAAGUUAUUAGUGAUAUUGAUGAAUCUAUUGCAUGUUUAGAUGCUAGUAGAGAUGGAACUUAUAUAGCUAUAAGUUAUGAUAAAAGUCAAAAUAUUGCAAUUUAUGAUACUGUAUCAGGAGAUAGAGUAUUUGAAGUACCUAAUAGUGAAUCAGGACAAAUGACAUUUUCAGCCAUUGAAUGGUUCCCAAAUAAGACAUCAUUUGCUUAUUCUAGUGAUCAAGGUACAGUACUUACUGUUAUGAAAAAACCGGAAAAAGUAGAUAGAAAUGGUAGAAAUGGGCGUAGAAAUACUGCACGAUAAUAAUAAUAGUAAAUCAUAGUAAGUUAGUAAUAGUUAUCUAAUAUAUAGACAUAAACAAUUGUAUAUGUUGUAUAUAAUAAGACGCGUAGAUCCACCUCGAUUGUGUUCCCAAUUGGGUAAUGAGAACUUCCUAUUCGA